Messenger RNA from Gregarina niphandrodes, 1182 nucleotides. RefSeq names its product methionine adenosyltransferase. Gene Ontology annotation, molecular function: methionine adenosyltransferase activity; ATP binding. The record is from RefSeq and is a predicted model, not a curated record. Bases 1 to 1182 code for a protein of 393 amino acids. The transcript has a single exon. Gene Ontology annotation, cellular component: cytosol. Lineage: Eukaryota; Apicomplexa; Conoidasida; Eugregarinorida; Gregarinidae. Gene Ontology annotation, biological process: S-adenosylmethionine biosynthetic process.
AUGGCCCCUCGUUCUUUCUUGUUUACUUCUGAGUCUGUGAACGAAGGUCACCCGGACAAGUUGUGCGACCAGGUAUCUGACGCAGUUCUGGACGCAUGUUUGAAAGUGGACCCCAAUGCCAAAGUGGCAUGUGAGACUUGUGCUAAGACCGGCUUUGUGAUGAUUUUCGGUGAAAUCACGGUCGGUGGUACGGUGGAUUACGAGCAGGUGGUUCGUGACGCGGUGAAGCGGAUCGGUUACGACGACCCGAGCAAGGGUUUGGAUUACAAGACGAUGGACGUGCGUAUUGCCAUUGAGGAACAGAGUCCCGAAAUCGCGAGCGGCGUGCAUAUUAACAAGAAGGUGGAAGACAUUGGAGCUGGCGACCAGGGCCACGUCUUUGGUUUCGCCUGCAACGAGACGGAGGACCUGAUGCCCCUCACUCACCACCUUGCGAAUCGUCUUGCCUUCCGCCUCAGUGAGGUGCGAAAGAACGGCACCCUCCCGUGGGUCCGUCCAGACGGCAAGACUCAAGUCACCGUGCAGUACCAGGAAGACGAACAGGGCCAUAUCAAGCCCGUUCGUGUGCACACAAUUCUUAUCUCCACCCAGCAUAAUCCUGGCAUCAGUCAAGAGCAGAUUGCGGCGGACUUGAAGCGCGAGGUCAUCGAGCCUGUCGUCCCCAAGCAGUUCAUCGACGACAAGGUCCUCUACUACCUCAACCCCUCCGGUUCAUUUGUUGUUGGCGGACCCCACGGGGACGCCGGCCUUACGGGCCGUAAGAUCAUUGUAGAUACCUACGGCGGUUGGGGCAGUCAUGGCGGUGGCGCCUUCUCGGGCAAGGACACUACCAAGGUGGACCGGUCCGCCGCCUACAUGGCGAGGUGGGCUGCCAAGUCUUUGGUGGCUGCCGACCUUUGUGAUAGGUGCACUGUGCAGGUCUCCUACGCAAUUGGUGUGGCCAAACCUCUUUCCAUGUGCGUCAACUCCCAAAACAGCGUGAAACACGGCCUCAAGGACAGCGACCUUGAAGCCAUCUUGGAGAGAAACUUCGACUUCAGACCCGGGUGCAUCCAAGAGGCACUCGACCUCAAGAAACCUGUCUUCAGCGAAACCGCUGCUUACGGACACUUCGGUCGCCCCCAGUUCACUUGGGAGAAGCCCAAGGAUCUCUCCCACGAGCUCAAAGCUUUGGGCAUCUAA